This is a messenger RNA of Actinia tenebrosa (Australian red waratah sea anemone), 3412 nucleotides long. RefSeq names its product mitofusin-2. Gene Ontology annotation, molecular function: GTPase activity; GTP binding. Gene Ontology annotation, biological process: mitochondrion localization; mitochondrial fusion. Lineage: Eukaryota; Metazoa; Cnidaria; Anthozoa; Actiniaria; Actiniidae. The record is from RefSeq and is a predicted model, not a curated record. Gene Ontology annotation, cellular component: mitochondrial outer membrane.
UAAUUCAAGAUGGCGGACGAACUUUGACAUAAAAUCAAACCAGCCACAAAAAAUCGGCAAGAAAACCCGWCUAUAUCUCCCAAAAAAAACAUUUAACAGUAUAAAAACUAUGCGGAGCACCUCUUCGUUCCUUAAGCGAACCAUGUCACUCAAGGACAACGAUAUAAAUGGCGCCACAGCGCAGUCUCCGUUGCAUAAUUUCGUCAAAGCCAAGAAGAAGAUCAAUAAGACGUUCACAGAAAUCAGUAAAUAUCUYUUGGAAACCACACAGUUUAUAUCUGGCUGUGAAGUGGCGGAUGAGAAUAAGCCUGAGUUAAAGAAGUUUGCUGAAGAGGUUUCAGGGUUUGUGGGCCAAGUUGCAAGCAUUACAGAAAUGCUUGCCAGAGACCAAAUGAAAGUAGCAUUCUUCGGUCGYACAAGUAAUGGAAAGAGUUCCGUCGUCAAUGCCAUGUUACGAGACAGAAUAUUGCCGAUGGGUAUUGGACACACCACUAACUGUUUUAUGAGUGUUCAUGGAUCUGAUUCAUCAGAUCCUUACAUCCUCAUACCAGGRUCUGAAGAAAGAAAAAAUGUUACGACACUUGGUCAAAUUGCUAAUGCUCUUCACAAAGAAAAAUUACCACACAGCAGCCUGGUCAAGGUGUUCUGGCCAAAAUCCAGGUGUAAGAUGCUUUCAGAAGAUGUAGUCCUAGUAGACAGUCCCGGUAUAGAUGUCGACCCUGAUUUAGACUCCUGGAUAGACAAGCAUUGUUUAGAUGCUGAUGUGUUUGUCCUGGUGGCCAAUGCUGAGUCCACUCUAAUGAUUACAGAAAAAAACUUUUUUCAUAAAGUCAACCAAAAACUUUCCAGGCCCAAUAUUUUUAUUCUUAAUAACCGAUGGGAUGCGUCAGCUGGUGAAGCUGAUGAAGAACUGAUGGACCUUGUAAAAAAACAACACCUUGAGCGCUGUGUCAGUUUUCUGACUGAUGAACUCAAGUGUGUUGACAAAGCUCAAGCUGAAGACAGAGUAUUCUUCAUCUCUGCAAAAGAGGUUGCAGAUGUCAUGGCAGAAGAGAUUGGUCGACUCAGUGUCUUGAUUAAUGAUUUUGAACAUCCAUUUCACACCCAUCCAGGGUUCUUACAGACUUACAAGAAGGAGCUUCAUAAGCACAUCGAGAAGGGACUUGGUAGAAACUUGAUGGGACGUUGCUCAACGUCACAGGCUCAGAUCAUCAAUGAAGCACAACAAGAAAUGACUGAACAUCUCAAAAGCCUCCUACCACAAGACCAGCAGGAGAAUAUCAUCCCUACUGUACCAAGGCAAGAUUUUGAAGUGUGCUACCAGCUCGAGAUCCAUGACUUGUGUAGCGAUUUCAUUGAAGACAUCGAGUUUCACUUCAGUCUCGGAUGGGAAAACUUGAUGAAGAAGUUUYUGGCUCCUCGUAAUGCUAAGCUUGCUGUAGCUUUAGGAGCUGAUCUGGAAAGAAAUGUCAAGAGCAUUGCUCCAGGGCGAAACAACACGCAUGCCAAUGGAGAAAGACCAGCACACGAGAUCGCGCCUCGCUACAGUGAUGACGAGRUUACCCUUGCUGUCAUACAGGGCGUGGCAUCUCUGACGUCACGAACUACUACGCUUGUCGUMGUCAUUGGAGGACUGUUAUGGCGCGUGAUGGGCUGGAAGGUCAUCGUAUGCUGCACAGGUCUCUACACAGGACUCUAUGUCAUUGAACGUCUUCGUUGGACAAACAAUGCCAAAGAAAAAGCCUUUAAGAAACAGUUUGGGAUGUACGCUUCAGAGAAGCUUCGGUUGGUCAUUAGCUAUACUAGUCAUAACUGUGGGCUUCAAGUACAACAGGAGUUGACUUCAACCUUCACCCGGCUGCAGUCGUUAGUUUUUCGUUCCAARGAGGAUCUAGAAGACGAGAUCCUUGCCUUGGAUAGUGAGAUCAAGAGGCUUGAGACGAUAGAAGAGAAAGCUAGAGUAUUACGGAACAAAGGAUGUUGGUUUGAAAGCGAACUGGAAGCCUUCCUGAAUUCCUUUGGGCUCAGUCGAAGUAAAAUGUAAAACUUUUCCGGCAUGAUGGUACAAAUCAGACAUUGGUAGCAAGUUAAUGGUAUACUGUAUUUAAUGCGUUAUAGAUAUACUUUAGUAUUCAUUACCAGGGUUUUUCGGUUGGGAAUGAAGGCAAAAGAAUGGGAASGAGAGUCACACGUUGUAACAUGCAAAGAAGUACCGUUUUACCGAAAUACCGAAGUUUUAUUGAUCAUUCCCUCUACAAUAAGAAACAGAGCGUCGGUGUUACAAGUGUACCAUAGCUCUAACCGCACUUCAUUAAGGUCAGUUUAGACGGUACGAUUUUCGCCUACAACUAUCGCAUACAACACGCCCGCGUCCGUCGUAGGCGAGUUGUAGGCUUGAUUUACACGCUACGACUCGAGUUGUAGGAUGGCGCGAGCGUAUUGUAUACGAUAGUUGUAGRCGAAAAUCGUACCGUCUAAACCGGUCUUUACAGAUUAAAAAUGUAAUAUAAAAGUGGUUGGGUACCUUGUUCAGUCCGGCUUUAAGUUGAUGCUAUAAUUAAUUUUAGCGUGCGUAUCGCGUUUAACAGACGCACUCGUUACGUAGGUGUAACGUUUUCUGCUCUGCCUGUUCAGAGCGGAUUUGACACUUUAAUGUAUUAUAAUACCUCAAAAAUGUUAGUUGGACAAGACCAUAUUGCCGAUACGAUGUAAACCACUGGAGAUUCCUUUGAGUUGUGUUCUUUAUCRUUGUUAACUCGUGGAUUUUAAAUCCACAAGUUAUUUGAAAAGUUACAUUACAGCUAUUCUCAAUCACACGCKCCGCUCUAGCGAUUGUUUCUGUCACGACGAAGAAGCUUUUGAUGGACGUCAAUUAAGGCGUUUCCAUGACAUUCUAUAGGCACGUGCCCUUAUAGCUUUGUGUUUUCCGACAAUGUUAUGGAAACGCCUUGUGAUUGAAGUCCACUAAAAACCUCCUUCGUCGCCACAAAAACAAUCGCUAGAGGGCGCGUGUGAUUGAGAAUGGCUGCAAUAUUACCCACUCUAACCAAUAAUCUUAUUAAAUCAUGACAUGAUUCUUAUUAUCAUGACAUGGAGCUUAUUCUCAUGACAUGGAGCUUAUUCUCAUGACAUGGAGCUUAUAGUCUUAUGACAUGAAGCUGAUAUAUAAUUUAAAUUUAAAAAAAUACACAUGACUUGAAAUGUCAAAUUGUCUAAUCUAUAGUACGUCACUAGCGUCCGCCAUACCUUACCUGUGGAUAUUUCAAAUCCUACCAAUCGUUCCAAAUCCUAUAUCGACUUCGACUUAAAAUACUAAAACGCCGCAAGUUUUGUAUGGAAUUCUAAAGUUUGAGCGCGGAUUUUUAUCUUGGCGCUUUAUGUUGACUAUUAAAUAAAAAACUGAUUUGAUUAA